Rubroshorea leprosula is the source of this 783-nucleotide messenger RNA. Lineage: Eukaryota; Viridiplantae; Streptophyta; Magnoliopsida; Malvales; Dipterocarpaceae. The record is from the annotation of a GenBank genome assembly.
CUAAUAUAUCUUCAUUUUUCUUUCAUGUGCUACAUGCAAAGAGAAGAAACUCAAGAAGAAAAUGAAGAAAAGAAACUCGAGAAAGGACUCAAUUGAAGGAAUCAAAAGUUUAAGGGUGAAAUUUAUCAAAUUCACAAAGCCAACACUAACCCAUUUCAAUUGAGCCCAUUAAAUUAUCCAAACCCAAUUACCCAAAACCCAAAUACUCAAACCCAAUUACCCAAAACCCAAAUACCAAACCCAAAGCCCAAAACAAAAAAAGAAAGAGAUUAGAUCCUUUACUCUCCAGAACCUUCUUCUUCCCCACACACCCCGACCUUCUCCCUGCACACCCGAACCAGCCUUUCUUCCUCACACCUGAACCCUGCUCUACAGAUCCCCUGCUGCUGCAUGUUGCGCCUGCGCCCCUGCUCCCUGCUCUGUGCUCAAAUCCCCUUGCUUUGCGCCAACCCCUUGCUCUGCACCAAAUCUCCUGCACUCUGCGCACCGGCAAUCAUGCCUCCUGCACGCCUACACGCCCUACCCCCUGCGCGCAUGCACCCUCCUCUACCAGAGCCCAGAUCUGCACUCAUCACCCCUCUACGCGAGCCGAUCUGCACUCAUCACCUCCCCUCUUCCUUGAACCAAUCACCUGUGCCCCAAUCGUGCAAUCCCCGGCUGCAACGCAAUCUUGCAACCCGAUCUUGUACCUGCUCUGGUUGUCCGAUUCUCCUUGGCACCUUGUCUCGUUCUUCAACAAGAUGAAGCUCGGUCCUUUGCUUUGGCGGGUAUAAAUAGAGGGUU